Messenger RNA from Pomacea canaliculata, 2647 nucleotides. Its product is annotated as obg-like ATPase 1. Gene Ontology annotation, cellular component: cytoplasm. The transcript has 12 exons. NCBI's taxonomy places the organism in Eukaryota, Metazoa, Mollusca, Gastropoda, Architaenioglossa, Ampullariidae. Gene Ontology annotation, molecular function: GTP binding; ATP binding; ATP hydrolysis activity. The coding region runs from base 178 to 1374 and encodes 398 amino acids. The record is from RefSeq and is a predicted model, not a curated record.
CUUAAAGAAACUGGUUUUAUUGCAUCACACUGACUCAUGUAGAUCAAUCUGAAAAAGAUACAAAAAAUUCGUUUGUGCAUCGAUCUGCUAAAUCUGGAACUAAAUAAUUUCGGAUAAGCAUCGCCAGACAGGCUUGAGAUGCCUAAUCGACAGCUUUAAAAAAUAACAGAGGCAGAUAUGGCACCUAAGAAAAAGGAUGAUGCUGCAAAGGCACCUCAGCUUAUUGGACGAAUGGGAACCAACCUCAAAAUUGGCAUUGUUGGUCUGCCAAAUGUGGGGAAGUCAACAUUUUUCAAUGUUUUGACAAAAAGUGCAGCUUCAGCAGAAAAUUUUCCAUUUUGCACUAUAGAUCCCAAUGAAAGUAGAGUGCCAGUUCCAGACAAGCGAUGGGAGUAUCUAGUUGAGCACUACCAGCCUGACAGCAAGGUGCCAGCUUAUCUCAGUGUGGUAGAUAUUGCUGGACUGGUUAAAGGAGCACAUGAAGGGAAAGGAUUGGGUAACGCCUUUCUCUCCAACAUUAGCGCUUGUGAUGCAAUGUUUCAUGUUGUUCGUGCCUUUUCUGAAGAGGAUAUUGUACAUGUAGAAGGGGAAGUUGAUCCACCUCGUGACCUUGAGAUCAUUCAUGAUGAACUUCGUCUCAAGGACAUUGAGUAUUUAAAAAAACAUCUUGAACCACUUGAACGAUCCGUCGUAAGAGGUGGGGGAGACAAGAAAAAAAAAGAAGAAUAUGAUGUGCUGAAAAAAGUGGAAGCAUUGCUAGACGAAAAGAAAUGGGUACGGAUGGGCACAUGGGAUGCAAAAGAGAUUGAAGUGUUGAAUCAACACUUGUUUUUAACAUCCAAACCUGUCAUUUACCUUGUAAACCUGUCAGAAAAAGACUACAUCCGGAAGAAGAACAAAUGGUUGGCAAAAAUCAAGGAGUGGGUAGAUGCCAAUGAUCCAGGUGCAUUACUUAUUCCUCUCAGCUGUGCUUUAGAGUUGAAACUAUCUGAGAUGCAAUCUGAUGAGGAAAGAGAGGCCUACUUAAAGGAAGUUGGCACUACUAGUGCCCUGGAAAAGAUUAUUGUGAAUGGGUACAAAUCACUGAAUCUUAUUUACUUCUUCACAUCUGGCAAAGAUGAAGUUAAAGCCUGGACGGUACAGGUUGGCGCUAAGGCCCCUCAGGCUGCUGGCAGAAUCCAUACUGACUUUGAACGUGGUUUUAUAAUGGCAGAGGUCAUGGCAUUUCAAGACUUCAAAGAGGCAGGGUCUGAAGCAGGCUGCAAGGCUUCUGGCAAGUAUAAGCAAAAAGGCAGAGACUAUGUUGUCGAAGAUGGUGACAUCAUUUUUUUCAAGUUCAAUGCCGGGGCCGGAUUAACUGGCAAAAAGAAGUAAUUGUCAUGGGUGUGGUACCUUGUGUUUAAAGUCUGCAGAAAAACUCACAAAAAGCAAUACUAUGUGCUUUGAAAAGGAAACACUAGCUGACAUACAAGGAGAAUCAUCGAGUUCCAUCCUAAAGAUCUUCAAGUUGAAUUACCACCGAACGAUAGAAAUCAUGGCAUGCACAGUGCUGCCAUCAGUAACUUUUCGAAAGCUUUGGAAAUGUUUUAAAAAGCACUUGUAGAUUUGUGUAGACGAAAAUCUGUAAAGAACAUUUUAAAUAAAUUAAGAAAGGUAAAAGAGUGGUUAUAGAAAGACUUCAUUUUCUUCUUUUUUUUUUUUUUUUUUUUUAAUUUCCCACACAUUUUUUUGACAUCAAAAGAAAUUCCUGUGGUUAUGCAUGGACAGAAAAUGUUGAAAUUUAAUUAUCCUGAUGACAACAAAAACUGGUUGUUUAAUGCAUUUUCAGCAUGAAAGACAAAGUGUUGUGGCACCUGUGAAAUUUCAUAUGCAGUACUCAGACAAGAUAGCUCUUAAGAUCAUGGCUACUUAUACUGCAUUUUUUUAAUUUAACAGCUAUGGCACUUUGAUCCUCACCUUAAUACAUACACAUAUUUAAAUUUCGAGCAUUUUCAAAGUGAAUGUGAACCCCCCAAAAAAACAAUUAUUAUAAAAAUGCAUUUUGAUUCAAUUGCAAAACUAAUUGAAGUUCAAAGUAAGUAGAAAUCAACUCCCUAUCUUAAUCCAUUUUGAAACAGGAUGUUGCUUUAAAUCCAAAAGUGGAUUAGUAUAUCAAAUGGCUCUUUAAAAAAAUUAUUUUGGUUGCCAGGGUUACAGAAAAAUUAGUGAUCAUUGGACUGUCUCAUCUGAAUGUUCACUCACCAUAUAGAAUGAAUAAUCAUAAUUUAUGAUGGUGUAAACAACUUCAACAUAUUAAAUAGGCUCCAAAAUGAUCACAAGCUAUACUGAGGUGUGCCGGCAUAAUUUUAAAAGAUAGGUAUCCUUAGAAAAUUUCAAAUCUUCAGAUCAAUGUCUCCCUUUUAUGCAAUUCUUUAUUUUUUUGUUGUUGUUUUUCGCUAACAUAUUUGAAUAAAAAUUAUUGAAUUUUUGUUACACACAUGCUUCCCACAGUACAUCAUCAUUGAAGAUGUAGAUAUGUGCUAAGCACAGCGAAUGAGUUAAAUUAAUAAGGCAAGAGUUUAGUGCUUGUUUUGCAUCUUAAAAUGCUUCAGGAACCUUGUGUUUAACUUCCUAACCUUUAUUAUUGACAUUGAAAUAUUGCCUCAUU